AUGGCUCCCAUCACAGACGACGCGAUUGCUGGACUCAAGUCCACGAUCGGACAGCUCGAAGCUCGCAUUGGCGAUCUUGAAAACCGCCUCCUUGGAAAGGAGACUAAGCCCAAGUCCGUUUCGGAGCAGAUGCGCCUGAUUCUCAUGGGGCCUCCUGGUGCUGGCAAGGGUACACAGGCGCCUAAGAUCAAGGAGAAGUACUGCGUGUGCCAUCUGGCCACCGGAGACAUGCUGCGGUCCCAGGUCGCGAAGAAGACUGAGCUCGGAAGGGAGGCCAAGAAGAUCAUGGACCAGGGCGGCCUGGUCAGUGACGAAAUCAUGGUCAACAUGAUUAAGAGCGAAUUGGAAAACAACGCCGAGUGCAAGAACGGUUUCAUCCUUGACGGAUUCCCUCGUACUGUUGCCCAGGCCGAGCGUCUCGAUGAUAUGCUUGAAGCUAGCCGCCAGAAGCUUCAGCACGCCGUUGAGCUCCAGAUCGACGAUGCUCUCCUCGUUGCGCGUAUCACCGGCCGUCUUGUCCACCCUGCUUCCGGUCGGUCAUACCACAAGAUCUUCAACCCUCCCAAGGAGGAGAUGAAGGACGACAUCACCGGUGAGCCUCUGAUCCAGCGCUCCGACGACAACGCCGAGACACUGAAGAAGCGCUUGGCCACAUACCACGCCCAAACCGCGCCUGUUUGUGACUACUACAAGAAGACCGGUAUCUGGCGCGGCAUUGACGCUAGCCAGGAGCCUGGUCAGGUGUGGAAGAGCCUUCUGGGAGUCUUCCAGAACAACUAG
This is a messenger RNA of Aspergillus calidoustus, 780 nucleotides long. The record is from the annotation of a GenBank genome assembly. NCBI's taxonomy places the organism in Eukaryota, Fungi, Ascomycota, Eurotiomycetes, Eurotiales, Aspergillaceae.